This is a messenger RNA of Chrysemys picta bellii (western painted turtle), 256 nucleotides long. The record is from RefSeq and is a predicted model, not a curated record. Lineage: Eukaryota; Metazoa; Chordata; Testudines; Emydidae.
GUUCGUCUCACCCGCCUUCCUUUCUCUCUCUCUCCCUGCUGCAGAAGAAACUCGCCAGCUACAACUUCGACUUCAGGAGCUGGCCCGUGGACUUCCGCUGGGACGAGGUCACUAGCCGGUCGGACUCCCGGGGCGUCUCGCUGAUGCAGCCGGAGCCCAAACAUCGGAGCGCGGCCAACGGCUUCCUCCAUGCCAUCAAGAAGCUGCCCUGCCAGAUCGCCAGGUAAGCUCUGCCCCCGGCACUCGGGGGAGGGGC